CUUAGUCGCUAACGAACCAGAAGCUAUAGGAAACCCCAAAUUUCUCCCUUCUUCAUCUUCCAUCUCUCUCUCUCUCUCUCUCUCUCUCUCUCUCUCGGCUUUUGUAAGAUCUGAUCUGUUCAAAGAGAACUAGCAAUGCCGGGCUCGGCAGCGACGCCGGGCUGGUUCAAUUGGCAGGGUAUGUGGGAUGCAAGCAUUCCGGAUUUCGACGGUGAGAUCCGCCGACGUCCGUACCAUCGGAACUGUGGCUGCGCCCUUCAUCGCUCUCGUGCCAUCCCCUCCGAUGCACCCUGCCCUUCUUCCUCCACCGUUUCUUACCCCAUCCGCCGGCGAUCCUCCUCAUGGCAGUCCUUGACUUCCUCUUCAUCCUCCACUAACCUAGCCACUUCCUAUUCCUCCUCAACUAACCUCGCUGCCUUCAGUGACGCCAACUCCCGGAUAUCCAUCGAAGGCAACGCUAAUGGCGGAGAAGCCGCUAUUGUCCUCUUCACCAUCGAUCCCUCCUACCAGGCUUGAGGCGAGGAGAUCUGUCUCUUCUUAUUGAUUUAUGCUUACUUGAUCAUCAAUCUAUUUUUCUAUUCUUCUUCACUUUCCCUCCUUUUUCGAGGUGUUUGUCUUUAGCCAUUAAUUUACUUACUACUGUCAUCUACUAUUACCAUCGCCUUAAAUGAUAAACAAAAAAUUUUCCCAUUUCUUUGUAAGUGUGUUACUCAAUUUCUGUAUUUUAUACCAGAUUUUUAAGAAUUCAGAUUAAAUUAAAGGAUUUUACUGAGAAAAGCUGGUUUCAAUUU
This is a messenger RNA of Dendrobium catenatum, 791 nucleotides long. RefSeq lists its product as uncharacterized. NCBI's taxonomy places the organism in Eukaryota, Viridiplantae, Streptophyta, Magnoliopsida, Asparagales, Orchidaceae. The coding region runs from base 136 to 516 and encodes 126 amino acids. The record is from RefSeq and is a predicted model, not a curated record. The transcript has a single exon.